Molecule: messenger RNA, 1961 nt
Organism: Macroventuria anomochaeta
Lineage: Eukaryota; Fungi; Ascomycota; Dothideomycetes; Pleosporales; Didymellaceae
Product: allantoinase
Exons: 3
Coding region: 363-1961 (532 amino acids)
Biological process (GO): purine nucleobase catabolic process
Cellular component (GO): cytoplasm
Molecular function (GO): allantoinase activity
Source: RefSeq, a predicted model, not a curated record
UUUUCCGGGGUUCGACUAAAGAUCUCAAAUGCCCAUUUCGGUGCAUAGAUAAGAACCUAUACCCCAGGUUUGGGCGUUUUCGGUAUCGACGUUAGCAUAACAUUUUUCGACUGCUGUACUUGCUUGUCUCUUCGAGAUAUCCAAGUCUUUGCGAAAACAAGCUUCCUCUUUUCGACUGUCAGACCCAACACCAGACACAUCUUAUCACUGCUUAUCGUUGUCUCAUUCGAGCAUCCCACAUCCCACUUCAUCUUCCCCUCGUUUGCCGAGGCUGAGCAUUUACAACUAUAGCCUCGUCCUCAGUACUAGAGUUGUAAAGAUUGGCUCUAUUUCCCUACGGACUACGUUCUACAUCAGUCAACAUGGCUCCUCACGCGACCUCACCUCCACCGCUGGAGCACAGCAAGCCAUCUCAGCCCAUUAAAGUCAUUGCUUCCUCGAGAGCAGUAGUCGCUGGCCGACUAACCGAAGCAACCAUUAUAAUUUCCGAGAACACUGGCAAGAUCACAUCUAUCUUCCACUCCGUCCUGCCUCGGUCAGACUUCCCUGAAGGCACACCAUACACCGACUACUCACCUCACAUCCUCCUUCCUGGCUUGGUCGACGCUCACGUACAUCUCAACGAACCUGGACGAACAGAAUGGGAGGGCUUCUGGACUGGCACUCGUGCCGCUGCUUUCGGAGGUGUUACCACAGUUGUCGACAUGCCACUGAACGCUAUCCCGCCCACUACCACUGUUGAGAACCUCAACAUCAAGGUCGAUGCCUCCAAGGGCAAGUGCUGGGUGGAUGUCGGCUUCUAUGGUGGUAUCAUCCCAGGAAACGACAAGGACCUUCAAGGUUUGGUCGAUGCAGGUGUACGAGGCUUCAAGGGAUUUCUAUGCGACAGUGGUUUCCCCGCUGUAUCCUCUCUCGAUAUUGAGAAGGCCCUUCUUGAGUUAAAGGAGUCAACAACAACACUGAUGUUCCACGCCGAAAUGAUCCCUCCGGUUGCCGACUCCGUUGGUGACAACGUCCAACGCGCCAACCCUCCCCUCGCCCCCAAGGGUCCUCUUACCUCGUACUCCACCUUCCUCGCAUCCCGCCCGCCAGCCUUCGAAACCUACGCCGUCGCCGAGAUCCUCUCUUUGGCCCACCUCGCACCCGAACUACAACUCCACAUCGUGCACCUGAGCGCCAUGGAAGCCAUCCCCAUGCUGCGCGAAGCCCGCGCAAACGGCGUCAAAAUCACAGCCGAGACAUGCUUCCAUUACCUUGCGCUCGCCGCCGAGCGCAUCGAAGAGGGCGACACGCGCCACAAGUGCUGUCCGCCCAUCCGCUCGCAGUCAAACCAAGACGCGCUCUGGACCGAGCUGCUCCAAGACCAAGUUGACGGCGUCAUCCAGACCGUUGUAUCUGACCACUCGCCCUGCACGCCGGAGAUUAAGCUCCUCCCGCUCCAUCUCGCGCCGAAGAAACACACUACCAAGACGCUCAACCAUGACCAGGAUUGCGAGUCGAGUGAUGAUGGGCCGGAGACGCCGAUGGAGGGGCCGGAGGAGAAGGGCGAUUUCUUUGGUGCGUGGGGUGGGAUUUCUAGCGUCGGCCUUGGGCUGCCGAUUCUUUGGACGGAAGGGUUGAAGAGGGAUAGCAAGUUCAGUGUGGAGGAGAUCGUGAGGUGGUGCUGUAAGAACACUGCUAAGCAGGUCGGUCUUGAGCAAUACAAGGGUGAUCUGGGUGUUGGGUUUGAUGCUGACAUUGUGGUCUUUGAUGAGACUGCGGAGUUCUUGGUUGAGCCUAGCACUAUGCUCUUUCGUAACAAGGUCUCGCCGUACGAGAACAAGACGCUGAAGGGUGUUGUUAAGGAGACUUUUCUCCGUGGGCAGAGGAUCUUCUCGAGGGAGGAGGGGUUCCAGAAGAGUGGGCCGAGUGGAAAGACACUGCUCGAGCCGAGGACUACCAGGGCUCAGAACGAUCGGUGA